Molecule: messenger RNA, 375 nt
Organism: Thyridium curvatum
Lineage: Eukaryota; Fungi; Ascomycota; Sordariomycetes; Thyridiales; Thyridiaceae
Exons: 3
Coding region: 1-375 (124 amino acids)
Source: RefSeq, a predicted model, not a curated record
AUGAGCUCCACCGGCACCGCAACCCCGAAGGGGCCCUUCCGGCUCGUCACCGUCAACACGGCGCCCGAGCGCGCCAAGCGCCUCAUCGGCCGGAUGGUGGAGGACCUGAAGGACCGGUACACGAUAGAAUACGUCGCCAACUGCGAGACGCUGGAGCAAGUCGAGCCUACCGUCCGGGAACUGCGACCCGAUGUCCUGUUCUGCGCAUCCAUGUGGACUGCCGAGCAGAGCUCCAAGGUCUUUGAGCUGGCGCGGUCCAUCGUGCCGGGCAUCAAGACGCAUGCCAUCCCGCACGGCCUGCAGGUUGAGCGCGGUCCCGAUGCCGUCGUAGAGCACCUGAACGAGCAGGUCCCCCGUCUGUUGGAUGGGGAGUAG